This is a messenger RNA of Puccinia graminis f. sp. tritici CRL 75-36-700-3, 2169 nucleotides long. RefSeq lists its product as uncharacterized. Bases 61 to 1695 code for a protein of 544 amino acids. Gene Ontology annotation, molecular function: 3-hydroxyisobutyryl-CoA hydrolase activity. Gene Ontology annotation, cellular component: mitochondrion. The record is from RefSeq and is a predicted model, not a curated record. Gene Ontology annotation, biological process: L-valine catabolic process. NCBI's taxonomy places the organism in Eukaryota, Fungi, Basidiomycota, Pucciniomycetes, Pucciniales, Pucciniaceae. The transcript is spliced from 8 exons.
AGCAAUCGAGCAAUCGACCUCCAACCAAAAAAAAAAAAAAGAAAAAAGAAAAAAAGCAGGAUGACGACCAUCAGACUAACCGGAUUAACAAUCAGCAAACAACAACUCAGAAGAACAAUCAACAAACCACACUCGAUACCAACAGCAGCAACAACAAGAACAGCAACGACCAUGUCCUCCCCAGUCGGACACAGACGACUAGGCAUGAUUGACCACCACCUCACAUCCCACAAACCACGGUCAUACUCAUCCUCUCCCACUCCACCCAAACAGCCCUCCGUGCUCACUAAAACAGAUGGAAACUUGCGGUCAUUGACGCUUAAUAGACCCGAGGCUUUGAACGCACUCAACAUGGAAAUGAUCCAGGAUAUCACCACCCAACUCCUCAAAUGGGAAAAUAGCCCAGCUGCAAAAAUCGUGAUCCUCAAAGGAGUCGGAAGGGCGUUCUGUGCGGGUGGUGAUGUGGUCUCUUUGAUCAAGUUAGCCGAAUCGGAAGACUCCACCCAACAGAAGAAACCGGUCGAGUUCUUCCGAGCCGAAUACACCCUCGACUCGUUCAUUGCCAAGAUGUCGACACCGGUCGUCUGUCUCUUAGAUGGAAUCACAAUGGGCGGCGGGAUGGGCUUGAGUAUGCAUACUCCCUUCCGAAUCGCCACCGAAAAUACCCGGGUGGCGAUGCCGGAAACUGCAAUCGGCCUAUUUCCGGACGUGGGUGCAAGCUUCUUCUUGCCUCGAUUGGAUGGGGAAUUGGGGACUUAUCUCGGUCUGACCGGCACAAGUUUAUAUGGAUGGGGCGCCUUUCAAGCUGGAAUUGCAUCUCAUUACGUUCCCUCGAGCUCGUUAGCGGCUCUCGAGGACCGACUGUCAGCCUUAUCAGCGGAUGCGACGCACGAGCGGAUCAACGCAGCGAUCGAGGAGUUUGCGGCGGAUCCGGAGGAGGCGAGGUCUAGCAGCUCUAGCGGCUCGAGCUCGUCGCCGGCCUACGAUCUUCUAGGGACCAAACGCCAAGCCAUCGACCACUGUUUCGGACAACCUACACUGCAGAAAAUCAUCAACCAACUGGAGGCCGUCCAGGAUGGACAUCUGUUCAAUGAGGACCCCAGUCUCAAAAACUGGGCCCAUCAGACUAUCGACUUGAUUCGCAUCAGGAGCCCUUCCAGUUGUUUGAUCACUCUGAUGGCCCUUAGGGAGGGUAAAAAGAUGUCGAUCGAUGACUGUUUUGCGAUGGAGAUGAGACUGGCGGCUACUUGUUGCGAUGUUAAAAGCCAUCCAGACUUUGUGACGGGUGUGAAGCAUCUAUUGGUGAACAAGCAGAAGAGUCGACCGGCCUGGCGACCCUCGGAGAUCCACGAGGUAGACCUGUCGGAGCUGACGACGAAGUAUUUCUCGAACCGGGCGGCAUCGAGUACACAUAUCGUGCGUCUAGAAGGGCUGAAGACCCAGAUGAAGAGCUACCACGAAUAUCCGCAUUCCAAGUACGGCUUGCCUUCGGAGGAGCUCAUCAAGGCCUUCGUCACCGGCGACGUCAAGGGCACCAGCGGCCAUCUCGCACUCACUAGGCAAGAACUCCUCCAGCUCGUGCUCGGACUCUACAAUCAUAAGAUCGGCGCGCAGGACAAGUUGAUUGACGUCUUGGAUAGAAGGACAGUCGUUAAGGGUCAGAAUCAAGGUUUUGCUCUUAAAUGGCAAUAUUAAUCUCUCUCUCUCUCUUGUUUAUUCUCAUUUUUUGGUCUAGUUCGGGCAGGGGGUUAAUGAUUUGUGGUUGCUUUUUCACUUAUCAAAAUGUUUUCUCUUUUUUUUUGUAUCACUUGAAGAAAAAUAAAAAUUCAUGGCCCUCUUUCUUUGAUGAUCAAAAUCAAAAUCAAUACGAGCGGCGUACUUUUGAACUUGACUAUGAUUGUUCAGUUCAUAUAACUCGUUUUGUGCAUCAAUCAGUGCUAUCACCAACGUCCCAACCUACGCAAACCUUGUAACCUCUAUCCUGUUUUUUUUUUGUUUUAUUUGUUUUGGUCUGAGGGUUAUUCAUUUCCAUUCUCUCUCUUCUCUUCUCAAAUGGUCAAUUAUAAAGAAAUCUAAAUGUUUGGAAUCAGUUUUUUUUUUGUGGUUAAAAGUAUUCAUGAUCAGCUGGACACUGACUGCAAUGUGAACCUCAAAUGAGAUGAAAAGAUG